AUGAGGCUUCUCCUUUUUAUCACAACCUGCUUAUGCCUAAGUCUUGUGUAUGGUGAUAAAAAUGGAGUGUUUCAGCCAUGUGCUGACACACUGGUUCAACGAAAGGAUGGAUUUACAUUGGGUUUUGCAUUUGCCUCCUUUGAUUCUUUCUUCAUCAACAAAACUCUUGCAUUAUCUCCAUGUGACCAACGUCUCUCCCUCCACACCAAGAAUUCUCACUUAGCUCUCUUCCGGCCAACACUUGAUCAGAUUUCUCUUCUCACAAUAAACACUACAUCGGAUCCUAUUCAAGGUGGUAACAUGGUGGCAUUUGCUGGGUCUAACUAUGCCGCAAUAUCUUCACCACAAUUUGUUUUUGAUGAGAAACUAAUCAUUACUAGCUUUACUUUGGUUCUUCAUUUUGAUAAAGGGAGGUUGCAGAAUUUAUUAUGGAAAAAUUAUGGAUGUAAGCCAUGCAAAGUAGGUACACCAUAUGUGUGCUACAAUGAAGAAACUUGUGCUAUGGAUAUAAAAAAGUGUAAAAGUCACAGAGGAAAUAAUGACUGCAUUAUAGGAAUACAAAUUGCCUUCUCAGGGACAGAUAAGCAUUCAUCUAUGCUAAACUCAUGGUAUGAAGUGAACAAGAUGCACCAAUAUUCUCUCUUUGGUUUAUACCCAGAUUUGAAAUACAAUACAAUUUGA
This is a messenger RNA of Cryptomeria japonica (Japanese cedar), 681 nucleotides long. RefSeq lists its product as uncharacterized. The coding region runs from base 1 to 681 and encodes 226 amino acids. Lineage: Eukaryota; Viridiplantae; Streptophyta; Pinopsida; Cupressales; Cupressaceae. Gene Ontology annotation, biological process: protein histidyl modification to diphthamide; tRNA wobble uridine modification. The transcript has 3 exons. Gene Ontology annotation, molecular function: metal ion binding. Gene Ontology annotation, cellular component: nucleus; cytosol. The record is from RefSeq and is a predicted model, not a curated record.